AACCUUUUUGUUUAUGCGGCGAGCUGGGGAGAGAGGGGCGGAGAGGGAGCGCAGCUCUCAGUAUGCAGCAGGCAGCCGGGGUAUAUAUAUAAAGCUCGGGUCCCGGGUCUGGCGGAGAGAAGAGGCCCGGCUGGCCCGCGAGCUGGCAGCCGCCUUCUGCUGGGCUCCGCCGCGCCAUGGAAACCGGGGAGCCCUCGGCUAGCGGAGCCGGCGAGUGCGCGCCCCGCUGUUGCCACCGCUUCCCGCCCGCGGGCGGGGAUCGCCCGCCGCGGCGCCGGGGCGCGGACUCCGGCGGCGGCGCCUCCCCCACCCCGGCCCUACAGCCCGCGUCUCCCCAGCUCCUCCCCUCCGCUCUCCGCCCCCCGCCGGCCCCGGGGCCGCGCUCGGCUGCGGGCGGUCCUCCCGGGUCUGGGCUCCCGUCUCCUCGGCGGCCCUCGGGCCUCCCACCCCGCAGAUCUGCAAGCUUCUGGAGACCGUGGGUUGACGCCAGAGGCUACAAGGAGGAGGGGGCGUCGCAGCACGCGGCGGGGGCGAUGCCGGACGACGCCGGGGUGACCGAAGCCUCAGGAAAGCCUUCCCAAUACAGACACCCAGUCAGAAGGAAGAAUGGUGUUCAUAGUUGCAGUUUUACCGCAGAUCGCGCUUGACGUGGAAGAGAAAAUGGAGUGUGAUGAAAAUCGUAAAGAUCAAGAAGCUUCCGAAAAGGGAUCGAGGUUACUUAACAUGACAGUGAAGAGCUAGUUUCCCGUUGCUAGCUGCGGGAAGUCGGCCUUUCGGUGGAAAUCUUUGUAGCGUUUACUCAGGUGAAAGGUUCAUUCUGCAGUUUGCUGGCUUCAGAGGGCUGUGAAAUGCACAGCCCAUGGUAUUUGUAUUGUAUGUAUAUGUUUAUAAGUAGCUUGUAGAGCUCGAUGAAUGUUGAUUAAUUUUCUAUGUAGUGAUGGACACAGGAAAAAAAAUAACCACACCCCUUUGGCAAGUGUUGUAAUAGUUUAGUUUGGUCAGUUUUAGCAGUAUGUAAAGGAUGAGAAGUACCUAACUGGGCCAGACGGAGUGGGGCAAGAUCUGGGAAGUGUGUAUGACAGGAUGUGGUUACCUAGCUGAACCUUGAAGUUAGCCAGAUGGAUGGUAGGUGGGGAAAUGGGACAGAAGAAAUAGCAUAGGUGAAGGGAUACAGAGUCAUGGAACAACAUGGUUCCCAAUGGGAGCCUCAAGGACCUGGAAUUGGGUGCAUGAAGCUGUGAUCAUUCUAGCAGGUAAGCCAUAGGCCACAUCUUCUACACCCUGUUGUAGAGUUUUGUCCUGUUCCUGAGUGUGGCAUUGGGAAUCCAUGGCCUUUAUUUUGUGGAUGGUACCGGGGGUUACUCAAAGCUAGUAUGAUCAAUUUAUGUUUUAGAAAAUGCACUAAGAAAAUGGUAUAUAGAAUUAGUUAGAAAACCAAAAUGAAAUUGGAAGUUACUGUAAUUCAGGCAAGCUAUGAUAAAAAGCCAAUCUAAGGCAUUAGAAGUAGGGAUGAGACUGGGUGAAUUUGGGGAAUGCUUACGUGACAUAAUAGAUUAUGUAUAUAUAAUGUAUUGGAUAUGGUAGGUAAGGAGGGGUUGAAAAGACAGAAUGGCUUCUGAGUUUGUGGCUAGCGACCAGAUGAAUGCUGUAUUAACAGAGUGGAAAAUAAGGCUUAAAACAGAUUUAGGGAACAAGAUAAUGAGUCCAAUUUUUCAUAUAUUGUAUUUAAUGUGCUUAUGGGGUUUCAAAAUAGAUAUGUCCAGUAAGGAGCUGUGCACCCACACACGUAAGGGGCCUGGAGUCAACAUCUUAAGUGGAAAUACAGACAAUUGGGAGUCUUCAAUAAAUGAACAGUUAAAGAAAUCAUGUCAGUAGACCAAGUCUUUCAGGGGAGUGAGAGAGGAGAGAUGAUCACUCUUGAUAAAACACUGGGGAAGGCCAAUACCAACCUGUAUACAGAGAAAAAGCUAUAUUCAAAAGAUACUGAUAAAUAUCACUCAGAACAGGGAAGAAUUCAGGAAAGUGUGAAGUCCCCAAAAGAGAAGUGGUUACUCAGAGAUUCUGGGCAGAGUGUGGUAACAGUUAAACAACAUUCUUUGGGUUUGACAGUUCUAGUUAAGCAUUAGAAAAUUAUGUUUCCGGGGCACCUGGGUGGCUCAGUGGGUUAAGCCUCUGCCUUCGGCUCAGGUCAUGAUCUUAGA
This is a messenger RNA of Mustela erminea (ermine), 2201 nucleotides long. RefSeq names its product ripply transcriptional repressor 2 (gene RIPPLY2). The record is from RefSeq and is a predicted model, not a curated record. Gene Ontology annotation, biological process: embryonic pattern specification; negative regulation of transcription by RNA polymerase II. NCBI's taxonomy places the organism in Eukaryota, Metazoa, Chordata, Mammalia, Carnivora, Mustelidae. The transcript is spliced from 3 exons. Gene Ontology annotation, cellular component: nucleus. Bases 177 to 647 code for a protein of 156 amino acids.